Plasmodium inui San Antonio 1 is the source of this 750-nucleotide messenger RNA. Its product is annotated as peptidyl-prolyl isomerase H (cyclophilin H). Gene Ontology annotation, cellular component: intracellular membrane-bounded organelle. Bases 1 to 750 code for a protein of 249 amino acids. The record is from RefSeq and is a predicted model, not a curated record. NCBI's taxonomy places the organism in Eukaryota, Apicomplexa, Aconoidasida, Haemosporida, Plasmodiidae. The transcript has a single exon. Gene Ontology annotation, biological process: protein peptidyl-prolyl isomerization; protein folding. Gene Ontology annotation, molecular function: peptidyl-prolyl cis-trans isomerase activity.
AUGAAAGGCAGAGGAGAUGACCCGAUUGGGCCGAGCCCACAUGGGGAUCGCCAAAAAGGGGAAAGCCCCAACCGGGAGGGCCCAAACGCAGGUGCCCCCAAAGGGGAGGAAGACCAAAAUGAGCGAUCGCCAAACAAACACAGCAAAGGGAAAAAAGUGGACCAAUUAAUCAUCGAAGAUGUCGAAAACACAAUCAUCCCGUAUUACUUAUCCAACCUACUAACGAACGCAUCCAACCCAGUGGUAUUUAUGGACAUAAAUCUGGGGAACCAUUUUUUGGGAAAAUUCAAAUUCGAGCUCUUCCACAACAUUGUCCCAAAGACUAGCGAAAAUUUUAGACAAUUCUGCACAGGGGAAUACAAAGUAAAUAACCUCCCAGUGGGAUACAAAAAUACGACAUUUCACAGAGUCAUAAAAGAGUUCAUGAUUCAGGGGGGAGAUUUUGUGAACUACAAUGGAAGUGGAAGCUUAAGUAUUUAUGGAGAAAAUUUUGCAGACGAGAAUUUUGAUGUCAAACAUGAUAAAGAAGGACUACUCAGUAUGGCUAAUAGUGGACCGAAUACAAAUGGGUGUCAGUUUUUUAUUACGACGAAGAAAUGUGAAUGGCUUGAUGGGAAGAAUGUCGUUUUUGGAAGAAUCAUAGACAGUGACUCUUUAGUUUUGCUCAAAAAAAUUGAAAACGUUUCUGUUACGCCCUAUAUUUAUAAGCCAAAAAUUCCGAUUAAUAUCGUCGAGUGCGGGGAAUUGUAA